GCACACAGCUCGUGCCCCACCCCAAUGCACACACAGCCCCAUCCGCGCCUCCCCAUCCAUCCCCACGAGCAGAGCAGACAUACACGCGCGCAGCAGCCGUGCCACUAUAAAGGGGUGAGGCUGAGUGAGAAAGGAUCCGAUCCCGCAUCCAGCAACGUCCGCUCCCACUCGCAGGACCAACAUCUUCCCCCAAGGCAGCAUGGACGUGUUCAAGAAAGGCUUCUCGAUGGCCAAGGAGGGCGUCGUGGGCGCCGUGGAGAAGACAAAACAGGGAGUGACCGAGGCGGCCGAGAGAACCAAAGAGGGCGUCAUGUACGUGGGCACCAAAACCAAAGAAGGUGUUGUGAACAGCGUUAACACAGUGGCCGAGAAGACCAAGGAGUCGGCGCAGGCUGUGAGCGGUGCGGUCGUGAGCGGCGUCAACACGGUGGCAGGCAAGACGGUGGAAGGAGCCGAGAAUGUCGCCGCAGCUGCAGGCAUCCCCGUGGAACCGACUGAGCCAGGGGCAGAGCCAGGAGCGGAGCCAGGUGAACAGGAGGUUGAGCCACCUGCCCAGCAGGGGGAGCAUCAGGCGGACAUGAUGUGAGAGGCCGCAGAAGAUCGAAAAUGAUAAAAUAACAAAUAACCGACAUGGGUAGGGGAGGGGUCUGGGGAAGAUGGCCGUGCUCGGUCCGUCAUUUUAAAACUGGAAACAAAUAUAUUAUUGGCGGUACAUUAUUUAAAUAAACUAGAGUAAACUAUAAUAUUAGAUGUUUUAAUUAAGCAAAAAUGUAUAGACCUCAUUAGUGCAACACGAUGGCAUUACCUGCUUUCUGUAGCAAUAGGCAAAUAGCGAGGCGUGUAAAUGUGGCACACUGGCAGCUAGGUGAGGUUUAAAAUGCAUCGCGCACAACGCAGACACGGCCACGCGUAUAUACUCACACAUACACACACAAUACCGUAUGUAGGCUACACGCACAUGCAUGCAAAUCCACACAAACUAGGCAUGCAGUGAGUGUAAAAAAAACAAUCCUUUCCCAGUUGCUAUUAUUAGACUUUCAUUCGCUUUGUUGGGCAUCUUAACGGAAGUGACACACCGAUGAAACCCAUCCGUCUGGACUCAUUCGGACGUUCUCCCACGCGUGCCCGGAAUUCUAAUGCAUGCAGGGACCAGGUUGCGUCGGUGACACCGCGCUUGUCGGAGAGCGAGAGACAGAACGUGUGUCCCGUGUUGCUGAGAGGUCUCUUCCAAUCAGCAACUCCAAACGUCUUGCCCAACGUUAAUGCAUGAGUAGUUAUGAGACAAUUGCGCGGAGCGAAUUGCAGCCGUGAUUUGUAUUUGGCCCCUGUGUAAUGGUACUGAAUGCAUACUUUGGUCAUGCACUUGCAUACACAGAUGUAUUUUUAUUAUUAUUAUUAUUUUAGAGUUUAUAUUUUUCAAUGCGUAAAUGUGUAGCCCAGAUUACCAGGAAUCAGAUUUUACACUCCAGUGUUUAUUUAUGUACGUGUUUGAAACCAGGUGAUAAAUAGGUGAUAUGUGAUAGCAUGGAUAUUCCAGUCAUUCGCGAACGAUUAAAAUGGCAUGCAUGAAACCGUGGAUAAUAUGGAAUGCAUGACAGAUUCCUCCAAUCAAACUGGAGCAAUGCAGACAACCGGAUGAAUGUCUCACUUCGGCAAUGAUGAGGAAACAAGACUUUCUGUGGAUGUUAAAACAGGCCUGCAUUGAGCAACCGACGCCACGUUGUGGUUUUGGCCAGUGGCUUUUAGGGUCAUGUAGCCAGAGUGAUUUUGUCAAUUGUAUGUUCAAAGCAUGUUUAUGGACCACAUCGAUCGCUAUGGAAGAAAGGUUAACUUUAGUGUAAUGAGAUGGGUGUUUGAGGUAGUAGUAGUAAUCUGUACGUACGUGACCGUGUGGAUCAGGUGAGUUUUACUUCCAACGAAGCAUCUUUAUCAAACAAGCAUCUGGUCUCAAAAUGCAUGCUUGCUGAUAAUUCUCGGGAUUUCGCGGCAGGAUAUUGCGAGAAGCGUUCGAACGUUGCCUAGAGCACGACUGCAGCGUGCUGCACGUAUCAUCAGGUGGUUGCAAAGAGCGGGGCACGUGUGCGGGAUGGAGGAGGGCAUGUAGUUUACCGAUGCAGGUGACCGGGGUGCAGACCUAAAGCCAGACGGUGCUGAUGAGACCCGUGAGAGAAGCCACCGGACGAUUGGUUUAUUGGCUAAGCAUUCAAAGAUGGAAUAAAUACAGUGACUAAUAGAGGCGACGAUGAGGUGAGAGGGCAUCAGCGGCAUGUGUACAAUUCGAGACGUGUAUACGCAUGUUACGGGAAGCAGGUGAGAGCAUGGUUGAGGAAUUGUGUGCCGUGUAGAAGUGCGGAUGUAAAGGUGCGGGAUAUAAAAUCUGUCCAAACAAAUGUGCAAAAAAAAACCCCAUCGUAAAAAGUGCAGAUUCCAGUGAAAGACGAAUAAUGGUUCACACGUUUGCCAUCUGAGAAAAUAACUCGACGUAGUGGGCCGCAGGGACAGUACAAAAAAAAUCAAUUGUUGUACCGUACUUAUAUGCUACCGCGUCUGUGACUCCCUUUCACCUACCUGCACUGAGCAGCGUGAAGUGUGGUCAGAUGGAGCCCCGUGACAUGUACAGUAGUACGUGUAGAGGCCGUCAUCCAGCAGUGGAUUGACACAGGUCUGUACUUGUGGUGGGACCAAUCUUUCCACUGAAAGAUGACUCUUGUGUCCACCAAAGAGCUACUCAUUUUAUGCACCCUGGAGGGAGAAUGAGCUGGAUCCACCCCAUAACGGGAUUUGAACAGGUUCUAGAGAGGCAUAACAUAAAUGAGUUACUUCAAAAUAUAAAACAGAAUGAUGAAAAUUAAGCCAUGCAAUUAGUUACAUUAAAACCAUGUCCAAACAAUUGGAUAUUAUCGUAAACUUAUAUUCGCUGAUAAUCCAAUCCAUGAUUUAAAGUCGUACGCAGAACUUGUUUUUAUUAAACAAAAAUCAAUCUAGCAGAUGCUAAGCUUACCUCAUUACCGAGGAAUCGUGCUGAAAUUAAUCUCAAACCAAAUUUUGUAUUUUGGCAAAGGAGUUUGGGUCACAACCGAAGCUGCAGGGGGGCGGGUUUAUUGUUAACCAAUAGGCGUCGUCGCGAGUGAAACAACAACAUGGCCGAAACUCUUGACUUUGGUAACUCUUGCAGUGAGACUCAUCCUGGCCUCUUGUUGUAUCUCACCUGGCUAAACAAAAUGGCCUUGAGAUUUCCCUUCAUAGCUUUGCGUCGCCACUUACUCUCUGUACUGUGUUUUAUUCAGCGUUUAAUGUUUAUACAGCAGGUGGAUGUAUAUGUAUCGCCAGUGGUCGGAAUUCACACACUUCGAGCCAGAGUACAGGUGGAGUCACAGUUUCACUCACUCCUGCAUCUCCUUCACGGUGAUUUCUAGCAGAAAAUUACAAAAGCGUGCAAUCACCUUUUAAUGCAAACGUUAAAAAGAACCAGAGAAACCCGUCAUUUUGCCAGAGCGCGCGUUCGUGAGCUGGUGCCUUUUCCAAAUUCACAAACUUAAAAAAAAAACUCACGUCCAAUUGUUAAACCAUAAUGACAACUCGUCCUGGGUACCCCUCCCACGUCUCGACCGUUUGCGAAAGAGGAUGAAUCUCGGUGGGCCUCAGCCUUUCUAAAUAUAGGACGCUGAAUUCGAGUGUGAAAACACUAGCAUGUCGUGUUGUGUGCAAUUUAAUUGACUAAAAGCUUUUGUUACAAAAAAUUAAUUUCGAAACGUUUUUUCAUAUAAUAUGAAAAAAUACUUUUUUACUAAAUAGUGGUGAAUGGGUUUAAGGAUUACAGUAUUUGAACAAUGCAUUACAUAUUUGUGCAUGGUAGUGUGUGUGUUCUUUGUUAUCCCAUACUGACGGGUAGAAUUUAGAGCUAAUGCACUGCAGCAAAUGCUCGUUUUUGCCAGCUCCGGAAAUGAAUGAAAGGACAAACUCUGCGGCUCAUGAUUGUGUUGCCAAUGACCAGAUGCAUGCAUUGCACGUGCACAGUUACCAAAAUGAAUGGGCGACUGAGCACAAUCAAGGUAGCAAGCACAUCGUGCCCCUGGUGUCAUUCAGAAUAGUAUAUGGAGCGUGUUAGUGAAUAAAUAGGUGCAUGGACAUACCAAGGCAAGAAUAGUUCCCCGUUUAGUUGUGUAGAGCGUUGGGGAAAAUGUUUUUUUAGUGAGCAUCUUCAGUGUUAAGGCAUGCUAAGGACUGUGGUUUGGCAAGCACGACCAACUCCCGUUCGUUUUUGUCCCCCCCCCCCCCACCCUUGCUGAUGUUGACACAUUGCACCAGGAAAUACAUUGUCUUGUGAGUCCACCUGUGGGAUUGUCAGGCCAGGACCCAUUUGUGUGUCAUGGCCAAGAGUCUAACCUCUGGGUCGCAGUGAUCAAAGCAUAGCCAAUCUUAGCGUCUACGCCACGGUUCCGCACAGGUGUAUGAACACACGGACCCGCACACCCUCACACACACGGGCACACUCUGCAUUAAACAACAAUUAUAAUUGUCCGUGGCACUGAGAGAUAACUCCGUAAUUACAUCUCUAAAGUAUUAAAAUGCGCAAAUUAUAUUUACGAACACAAACUGACAGCAGGCCACUCUCAUCAGGGCAUAGUUUUUAGUUAUUUCCGUAAUAAUAUUCGAACAUAAAUUAAACCAUUACCGUCGAACAGAUGGGCCUGUAAUCGACAAAGCAAUGAUGGCUUCAAGCUGAUUACGACAUUUGCAUUUGGCACUUUCUCAAAUAUCCCAUCACGUCCCAACAAAAUUGGCUUUGCCCUAGAACCUAAUCUUAGCUGCCACCGUGACAUCGUUUGAGCCUGUGCUUUGGACGCGGGUGUUACGUAUUCAGUGUGCAACCAACGUGUUCAAUUGUGAGAUGCCAAGCAACUGAAUACGUUCACUCUCUCUUAAAACAAAACAUUUGCCAUUUAGUGGAAUAAAGAAGGUCUCAUGGAA
Messenger RNA from Lethenteron reissneri (Far Eastern brook lamprey), 4971 nucleotides. Its product is annotated as gamma-synuclein-like. Lineage: Eukaryota; Metazoa; Chordata; Hyperoartia; Petromyzontiformes; Petromyzontidae. Gene Ontology annotation, cellular component: axon terminus; neuronal cell body; cytoplasm. Gene Ontology annotation, molecular function: cuprous ion binding. Gene Ontology annotation, biological process: synapse organization; chemical synaptic transmission; synaptic vesicle endocytosis. The record is from RefSeq and is a predicted model, not a curated record.